UGUUAGCAAAGAAGAACGUGGUUUGGUUGAUUUUCGUUUGCAAUGACUUUUUUCCGUAAAUUUAUAAAAUUUUUGCGCCCUAUUGAGGAACGUAAAAAUGGUACUUUUGUUCAACCCUCUUUGUACAACAUUAUGGAAAUUAAUGGUAUUAUGGAUAAUUUUCUUCACAAUGCCUAUUUCGUCCGUUGGAAUGACAACAAAAAUGAUGACUAAAGAUUCAAACAAUACAUCAGAGUUACAUGAGAAUUGUCCAGUAAUGUGUCGAUGCCCAACACCAGAAACAGUUGAUUGUAGUCAAGCAAAAUUGACGGAUAUUCCUCAUGAUAUUUCACAGAAGGCAAUUAAUCUUUUAUUGAAUGGAAACAGACUUUCUGAAAUCAGUGAUGAAUGCUUCAGUAUGUGCCCUCGUAUUCAAACUCUAAACUUGAAGGGAAAUGAAAUUUCUGAAGAAACAAUAUCGAAAAAUGCAUUUUAUGCAUUAUCAAAUCUUCAUCAUCUUUAUUUAUCACAAAACAAGCUUCAGAAAAUCCCAAAAGAUCUGCCAAACAGCAUAAUAAGUUUAAAUCUGGAAGGGAAUUUUAUACACGAGGUAGAUGACUUCGCCUUGGCUCAAAAGCAACAUUUACGGCGUCUAUAUCUUCACAAUAAUAAUAUAACAUCUGAAUCACUUAGCAAGAAAGCUUUCAGACGUUUAUUGAAGUUGGAAGAAAUCACCCUUUCCAACAAUUUUAUGCAAGCUAUACCGUUGUUUCCAGAUUAUAUUGAAAGGUUGCACAUGGAAAACAACCAGAUUUCUGGAAUUUCUUCAGGGAUAUUUCGCAAAAAGAAAAAACUGAUAGCACUUUAUUUACAAAAUAAUAAUUUAAUAAAUGAAGGACUGAGCUCAAAAUCAUUCACAGGACUCAAUCGACUUGAAUAUUUGGAUUUGUCAAAUAAUGAAUUGAAAGAAAUUCCGGAAAACAUACCAAAGAACAUCAGAAGAUUACACUUGGAAAAAAAUCAUUUAGAAAAAAUAACACAUAAAUCCCUCGCUGCAUUACAGAAACUGGAGUAUCUGUUACUUCAAUACAAUAACUUAAAUUCAUCAAGUAUCGAUCCUGGAUCGUUUUCCAAACUUCGAAGCCUAAAAACUCUACACAUAUUCACUAAUAAUCUCGAAACUGUUCCAAGUUUUCUUCCUCCGAGGCUUGAAUAUCUUAUACUUUUGUCAAAUGGCAUAAAGAAACUCAAACGAAACACAUUUGCUGGCGCAAGACAAAUUCGAGAUUUGAAUAUGAGAUAUAACAAAAUAACAAACAGUGGCUUAGAAAAAGGAGCAUUUCGUCCUCUUCCAAGAUUAACAACGAUAGAUUUGUCAGGAAAUCAACUCACAGCUGUACCUAGUCUUCCAAGAUCCGCAGAAGUGGUUCAUCUAUCAGAUAACCGAAUAGUCAGAAUACCUCAUAAAUCAAUCACGAGACUAUCAAGAUUAUAUCAUCUUGUAUUAAGCGGAAACAAACUUCAAACUAUUGCUAAUGAUAUAUUCAAAGACUCCAUAAAGAUGAAGGUAUAUGUUUGA
Molecule: messenger RNA, 1558 nt
Organism: Styela clava
Lineage: Eukaryota; Metazoa; Chordata; Ascidiacea; Stolidobranchia; Styelidae
Source: RefSeq, a predicted model, not a curated record